Chelonia mydas (Green sea turtle) is the source of this 3420-nucleotide messenger RNA. It is a transcript of the gene SMIM22, whose product is annotated as small integral membrane protein 22. The record is from RefSeq and is a predicted model, not a curated record. Bases 793 to 1059 code for a protein of 88 amino acids. Lineage: Eukaryota; Metazoa; Chordata; Testudines; Cheloniidae. The transcript is spliced from 4 exons. Gene Ontology annotation, biological process: regulation of cell population proliferation.
GGCAAGGGAAGAAAGUGACUGAGAAAUAAGUGGUGUUAUGAGUUUUCUGUGAGCCAGCCUAGCUGUGGGAGGCCUCCAUCCUGCAGCCUCGUUAACCCUGGGCCACAACGUCCCACUUCUGCAACGCUGCUUCAGCUGUGGAACAAUCUCAGGAAAUCUUCCCCCCUUUGCCUGGCUGGGGCCAUGGGACACUAAUGCGAGAAGCCAUUGAUUGGAGCUCUGUGAGCCUGCAGUGCCCAUACAUCACCUUUUGUCCUCAGACACCAGCUGUCACAUGCACCCUACAAGCAUCGGCUGUGACGGUUGGUCACACGAGGACUUUAGCUCAGCUGAACCAGGGCAAUCUACAACGGAUGGGAAGCUACACGUCCGGUACUGCCCCAGUCUGACAGAACAGAGCCCGGUGUUUUCAAACAACCCACAAGCCACUGCUCCCAGCACCAUGGCAUAAGGGUUUCUGAAGCCCCGGGCCAACGGGAUCUCCAUGAAAGCUCUGCCAACAGCAGCCCUCAGCAGGUGGAUGCUGCCAGGACAAAGCAAAACAAGCAGCCUACGCUAUCCCCUCCCCCGCAAGCCUUUCCUUCCCCAAACGGGGAGGACACUGGAGGUGUGUCUGCCGCUCCUUGGACUCAGGUGGAUGCCAAUCAACAUCCUUGUGCAGCAGGCACCAGAAGGAACCAGGAAGUGGAGGCCAGGGAGCGCAGCUUACUGCAGAAGGGAGAUCGGCUGGAAGAAGAGCUCGGAAAGGGUCCCAAGAUCAGACCACAGGGGAAACUCUGAAAGAAACCAAAAAUGGGAUCUGAAGGGCAAAACUUGGGAGAGGAGUUCAGCAACCAGAUCAAUGACGUCCUGAGCAGACUCGCAACCAAACAGAUGUUCCAGUCAGACUGGGACAUUGCUGCCUUCGCCAUCUUCUUCAUCUUCAUUGGUACUGUGCUGUUGAUGGUUCUCCUGGCUCUGAUCCAUUGCUGCUGCUGCUGCGACUGUGACUCCCGGGGAUCACACAAGAAGGUCCCCAGAAAGAAAGUGGGCAUUGAUAACAAGGCCAUGGAGCCAUAGCCCCGCCUCCUCCUUGGACAGACAGAUUCUGGAGCCAAUGGGAAAAAGACUCUUCUUUGCUUGCUUCUUUCCGCUACACAGCAAUCAACUGCAGAUCAGACUGUUUGUGUUAAUCUUGAGUGCUGGCUUGGUGGGGCCCUGGCCUCACAGCACUGCGCUGCACUGGCUCCAGCACUUGUUCUUCCUUCUCUGUGCACAAAGGAUGAAGAUUAAAAGGAACUCCUACGAUGCUGAAUAAGGAUAGCAUCUACAGCGAUCUCACAUUGUACAACUAGAGCCACUGGUCCUCAAACUACAGGGCAGAAGUUGCUCAUCAGCCUAGGGUCAGCGGAGGAAGUCUGCCUCCUUGUGGUAGAGUACCGUACAUAACAGGGAGUUUAUACCUUCCAAGGUCACUACUGGCAUCAGGGAUUGCAACUAGAUAGGCCAUUGGGCCGGUCCUGAAAGGCAGCUCCUGUGUGUGUAGUCACUAAUUAAAACAGUGCCUCCAGGGACUCUUCCAGGUGCCUGAAAACAUCCCUUGCUGGCACGCAUCAUCUGACACUUCCAGAGUCUGGAAAGGAACAUGCCCCAGACCAGAACUGACCAUAUGGGAAGGAACAGCUCCCCUGAAAGCCCAUCCUGGUUUAGCUGAAGACAGCGGAGGUGAAUGUCUUAGCCGCACUUUCCUAUAGAGCCCCCAUUCACACAGGCUCUUGGAUCCUUUUGGCAGCAGCCAAGGAGUUAAAUUGCUACCUGCACAGUCCCUGAUAGCCAAGAGAACCGUCCAUAGAACCAGUUGAAGGAGAACAGGCUCAGGGGAGGAAGCACGUCUUGUGCACUGACAUGCUGCUGUCUCCAUUGAUUCAGCAGAAGGAAGACAGAGCUCUGCAGAACACCACUGAACUAGGGCAGUGCUGGCGCAGGCCUGAUGCUCGGAGAGCCCUGUGUCUGUGUCUGUAAUGGCAAGGCCAGUCCCCAGCCAGGGGCACUGGGCUCUAGAUCAGGGGGCUCAGGAAAGCCCAAAGAGUCAUUUCUUUCCUGCGUAGCUGGUUUUACACAGAACUCAGUGGAUGUAAUGCAUGGUCAGUAGCCUUCUGCUGAGUCCUAGGGAGCCAGCAAGCACAACCCAUUAGCCAGUGACCCUGUCCAGCUCCCUGAGACACCACUUUGUUCAGCAGCUAGGGGAAGGGUUAGAACUCAUCACCGUCUCCCUCUGGGAAGUGUACCUCAGGGCUGGGUUAAGUCAGCCUCUCUGCUGUCUGAGACACUGACUCCCCACAGCAGGCCAAGGCAAAUAAGAGAGUAACUCGGGCAGUGGCUUGGAAGCCAUGGAAAGUGAGGGGGCCUGAGCACUCAAGCUCUGAACAAAGUGCCUCUCAGGGCCUGGCCUCUGCCACUCCCACCCCUCUCUGGUGCUCAGGAACAUCCUGAGCAUGGCAUUCAGGAACAGGCCUCACUUACCCACUAGACUAAGUUUAGACAGGAGCUUGCCUGGCACUGUAAAGGGAAGCCAGAGUCACAGACAGCCUUGCUCUUCUGACUCCUCCGUGAAGCCCUCUAAAUAAGAAGUGUUCAGAGAGCACAUGGGACUUCAAAGGGACCUGUGCUUCUAUUCAGUCCGGACAUGUUCUCCUUCAUCACAGUACAGUCUGUACGUACGCACUCAUUGGCCCCUGCACACCCCUGCAGAGCCUUAUUCCAUAUGGCAUAAUCUCUGCAUUGCAGUGGUAUUACACUCUGCCUAGGGAGUGUGUCUAAAAGUGAAGGCCCACAAGGUACAUGGCUUCAUCUUCCCCAGCCCCUUUUGCACUCGCUUUGGCUCAGAGGUGAGCGACACACACAGAAGAAAGGCCUCUUCUCUUUGUGGGCUCGAUCCUGUGGUCAGUGAGACCACUGACUUCAGUGGCAGCUGGAGCAGACCCCCCUUCUGCCCAGCAGGUUUGCUCUCAGACCCAGCUAGCAGCAGGGCACGCUGGAAAUACAGGCGUCCCUUUGGUUGGAACAUUUAUCUAUUUCAGCAGCUCUUCUGGCUGAGCGGCUCCACUCCCUGGCCACUGACUGGUACGUUAUAACCCUGUGCUUUGUGCGCUAAUUAGAGUCAAGCAGAGGGAGUGUCACACCCUUCCUGCUGGUCAGCUGCUCCAGGGUUUGUGACUGUCUUCUCCCACCCAGCUCUCCGUUUAUUCUAUGCUCAUAGGGUUCACAGGGCUAGUGGCUCAGGGAACCUGAAGGGAGAGUGUUGGGGUCAGUUCAAUUAACAUUCCAAACAACGUCCUUUGGGGUUUCCCACUGACUUGUAUGUUCAUAAAACUUUCUAAUUUCAUCUCUGAAUCCAGGAAGAGAGACUCAUGAUUAUAAAUAAAAAGCACAUGAUGGAGA